UUUCAGCGCUGGGAGCGUGCGUAUUGGCUGGGCUGUUUGAGACUCGGUGCCAAAUAGGUGGGCCCUCUGCAUGUUGGCACAGACUCAGUCAAUGGUUAGAGAAGGAAAGUGGAGAGGAAGAGAGAAAGAGAGAGACAGAGUUGGAGAGAAAGAGGGGGAAAAAAGAAGCUGCACUCGGGUUUGCCAGCGGUCGUGCACACUCUUCCAACAUUGAUCCGGUCCUCUUGUUUUGUUUUUUUUUUCUUCUCCUCCGUCCGCACCCCCCUUGUUCAGCUCUCUCUCUCUCUCUCCCUCUCCGUGAGUCUUAUGCAGAUCCUGGAGAAUUGAACCAAUAGCACGCGUCGCUUUGCCAAGCUUUUUUUUUUGUUGUUGUUGUUUUCAUCAAGAUAAUUUUUUCUACAUAUUUUUGCAAACGAACAAAGAGGCUUGUUUAGGUUUUUGACAAUUUCAUCCUUUUUGCUGCGAUAUCUGUUUUAUUUUGUUCGUGCACAUCCAGCUCUUGUUAAAAUCCUUUUAGACAGAGAGAUUGCUGAACUUCUCCUCACUCUCCUUCUGUUGUGCUCUUGAACAGCAUCUCUUCUACAGCUCCUGCUACAGUACCUCCUGUGUUCCUGUGUUGGUAUUACACUGCGCCCCCUUGGCCUGUCUCCUCUUUCUCAGCUUUUUUCCCCCCUGCUGCUUUUAUUGGACAGUUUCUCAGCUUCACUUUUUGCUAAUUUUUUUUCCUCAGUCUUUUGUUUUGUAAAAUACGCAGCAUAACUUCAGAUCCUUGUGACUCGAACAAUCCAGUUACUGUCCUGGUGGCGCAUUUUAAGUUUCUUUGCAAUCGGCGGAUUGAAUUUAUGAUGAGAGAGCAAAAUGGAUGAAUUCCACCCCUUCAUCGAGGCCCUGCUGCCCCAUGUCCGCGCCUUCGCCUACACCUGGUUCAACCUGCAGGCCCGUAAGCGCAAAUACUUUAAGAAGCAUGAGAAGCGCAUGUCCAAGGAGGAAGAGCGCGCAGUGAAGGAUGAGCUGCUGGGGGAAAAGCCAGAGAUCAAGCAGAAGUGGGCCUCUCGCCUGUUGGCCAAGCUCCGCAAGGACAUCCGGCCUGAGUUCCGUGAGGACUUUGUGCUCACCAUCACGGGAAAAAAGCCCCCCUGCUGCGUGCUGUCCAACCCUGACCAGAAGGGCAAGAUCCGUCGCAUCGACUGCCUGCGCCAGGCUGACAAGGUGUGGCGGCUGGACCUGGUGAUGGUCAUCCUAUUCAAGGGCAGCCCCCUGGAGAGCACAGACGGGGAACGGCUGGUCAAGUCACCACAGUGCACCAACCCUGGCCUGUGCGUCCAGCCGCAUCACAUCGGAGUGUCCGUCAAGGAGCUGGACCUCUACCUGGCCUACUUCGUCCACACACCAGAAUCUGGACAAUCAGACAGCUCCAGCCAACAGGGCGACACAGACAUCAAACCACCGCCCAAUGGGCACCUGAGUUUCCAGGACUGCUUCGUCACCUCAGGGGUGUGGAACGUGGCGGAGCUAGUCAGGGUGUCACAGACUCCUGUAGCCACUGCGUCAGGUCCUAACUUCUCACUGGCUGACCUGGACAGCAGUCCCAGCUACUACAACAUCAACCAGGUGGCUCUCGGGCGACGCUCCCUCACCUCCCCUCCUUCCACCAGGUCUGAGGUGGAGUUGUACGCAAACCUUCCCAGGAGCUCCACCAAGAGGAAGUCAUUAGACGACAGUGAGCUGGAGAGCCCUACAGAUGAUGUUUUCUACCCUGGACGCUCGCCUGCUGCCAGCUCCUCCCAGUCCAGUGCAUGGCCCAACGACAUGGAUGCAGUGCAGCACCAUUUGGCGAGUGUGCAGGAGAGGAAGAUAAAACAUGAAAACGAUGGCGUGCAGUUUCCUUACCAUGGACUGUCCUCGCCUGGUUCACUUAAGAAGCCGGGGAAGUUUGAUUUCAACGCCCUGACUUCCCAGACGAGGUCCCCCCGCAUGGCGUUCACACACCACCCGCUGCCUGUGCUGGCAGGAGUGAGACCAGGGAGUCCCCGUGCCUCAGCCUCAGCCCUGCACUUCCCUUCCUCCUCUAUCAUCCAGCAGUCCAGCCCGUACUUCACCCACCCCACCAUACGCUACCAUCACCACCAGGACCCGCUUAAGGAGUUUGUGCAGUUUGUGUGCACCGAUGGCACAGGACAGCCCAGCGCACAGCCUAAUGGAGGUGGCCAGAGCAAAAUGCCGGGCUCCUUCCUGCUGCCUCCGCCACCCCCGGUGGCGCGCCCUGUGCCCCUCCCCAUGCCCGACUCUAAAAUCAUCAGCACGCCCACUGACGGCGGACUCAGCUCACCCGCAUCUCCGUCAUACUCCACGCCAGGCUCCACAGCUCCCAACCGGUUUGUCGGCAUCGGAACACGGGACAACUUUCUGAAUAUCCCCCAGCAGACUCAGUCCUGGUUCCUCUGACAAGGCCCCUCAGAAUCGAAAGCUAAAAUCGUGUCAUGAGUAUUGGAAAUUUGAAUAACAAACACAUCACCGCUGAUUAAGAACAGACUGCUGACACUAAAAGGUCUUUCUUUCUCACCAACACUAUUCAAAGUACUACUACAGAGCCCACCCUCCCCCAACCCAUCUCAAGAGGAUUGUCAAUCCAACACAAUUUGAACAGGAACGUUUGUUCCCCCUUUAUGCUGGAGGCUUCAAUGAGUUUGAGUGGACAGACUUCAGAAUGCAAGGAGGAGGACGAGGAAGAUGAGGAACUGUCUCACACACAUCAAGAAAUGUCAGAAAGGAAACACAAUAUGGCACCCUAACAAAUGACCAAUUAUACAUUUGUUGUUUCUUUUUUUAUGAUUUUUUUUGUUUUGUUUUGAUUUUUUUUCAUUUAGUUGUCUCCACAAUGAAACUCCAUGCAUUGGCUGGGAGAUCCAAAAAAAAAGAACAAGUAGUGGUAAAUGGUGAAAUUGGAUGUGCAAGUUGAAAAGAUCAUUACACAAAUUUCACGCCUCCAUAUCUGUGUAUUUUUCCACGUACCUCUCCUCCAAGUGCGUGGUCCCACCUGACCCAUAACCCCCCCACCGUACCACCACCACCACCACCACCACCCCUCCUGCAGCUCACUGCUGCCCAGGGUCCAGACUGUAACCACAGCCGCACACCCGCAUGUCGCCACACUCUGCCGCUUCAUUCGCUCAGCCCUGAGCCUCUUUUCAUUUCUGAUUGGCCAAUCGUGGUGACACCAUCUGAUGGUGUGACAUAUAUGCACUAAGUGGCUGGUCUUUGUUUACCUGUCAAAGUAUCAGGGCAUCCUGCCUGUCUGAGAAGUGAUAGCCAUGAGGCGAGUGCAAGCGAGUGAACAUAUGACAGUCAUAACACUAACUCUACAUGUGCUCGUUCGUCCCCUCACCUAUGCACUAUUAAUUUUUAAUAAGGGAUGAACAUUAUCGCACAUCCGUGGUCAGAUGAGCAAUCAGAGAAGUGAGUCGAGAUCGGCUGCCACUGCAGGUAUGUGGCUGUGAUGACAUUCAAGUCGAGGCCCGCAGCGCACACGCAGCGCACACACUCACAGACACGCACGCUUGCAUACAGCACACACAGACCAUUUUGUUCAGAAUAGUCUGUCACACAACCACUCAUUAUAUCAUCUUGUUAUUAUUCAUAGACAUGGAAUUUAAUUUACAGUAAUGCACACGCAGCAUCAGCUUCAUAUUAUUAGCUUUCAUUUUGUUUGUAGGUGUUUUCUUGCGAUUUCCUAUUUUUGCCAGAUUUGGUUUUGGUUUUGUCUCACUUGGAUUGUUUUAACCUUCUCUUGCAUGCCAUAACACCUUUUCUUUAGUUUGCAGUAGCACUUAAGUAUCAUGCACAAGUUCUUGCGAAACAGUAACAGCAGUUUCUCAAAUCUCUCACAUAUGGACAGCACAGUAACAGCAGCUCAUCACAUGCAUCCCUUGCAUUGCUUCACCCUGUAUCCCUUAGUCACACACACACACACACACACACACACACAUACAUGCGCACAUACACAAUAAAUCUAAAAUACACACCACCAACAACCUGACAUAAAAUAAUAAAGGGAAGCCUUUAUAUUUGGUUCUCCAAACUGCCUUUGUUAAUGGUUUUUCAUUUACUUAAGAUUUGUCUUUUUAAUUUGAGAUAUUUUUUCUAUGUAAAUGUUCACAUUGAAAUUGCUAUUGGUAUUACCUUCAUCAUGACACAAUCCAACAAAAGCCGACCUCACAAAAUAACUGGACUGCCUAGCUGUUGGUUCUAUUUUGCAGGGAUAGUAAACGGGGCUGAGGCCCUGUUCUCAGCGUCUCUAGUAACAUUAGCUCUAUGUACUAAAACCAUAUAUCAAGACUAUAACAAUAUAUAAAAGUGCCUCUGUAUUCCCUUCAUGCAAUUAGUAAUAAACUUGACUUCAGGUUCUCUUCCCACAUAUAAGCUAAAGCUACAGGGAAUGGUAGCGUUGGUGCAUGUGGAAACCAUUGGCCUAGGACAGAUCUUUAUAGAGGACUGCAAACUUUUUUUGUAAAGACAGAGAGAGAGAGAUCUUAUACAUAUAUAUUUAUGAUAUAUGCUCCUUUUUAACUUUUACUACAUGAGCUGGUUGGCAGUCUAGUUAUUUUCUGACACCCACCCUCCCUCCCAAAUAAAUAAGAAAAAAAAAACCAACCCAACCCCGUUCCAGUAACAUCACCUUACUGUUACCAGUACGGAUCAAACGACACAUGCCAUCGCCAUCUGCAGCGCAGCAUUAUAACACGUAGAUGAAAAUGUCAAAAAUCGACAGUAGGUUUGAAGAAAAAAAGUGUUUGUUUUUUUGAUGGAAAGUAUUAUUAUUGAAAAAUAUGUGUCGAUUGAGCCACGUGCAAUGCAUUGGGUAGAUCAUUGUGUUUGUCUGUUAGAGAUUUUUAAGAAAGCUACGAGAAAAGAGAAAAAAAAUGUAUUUGUUUCAAGUCCGUCAGCUCCGGGACUCUAAACUAGAGGGCCAUGAAAAAUCCUAGUCUUUGUAAGUUGGGGGUAUUUGUUUUUAUUUCCUUUGUCUCUUUUUUAAUGUUUUAUGUGUAAUCAGUUGUUUAUAAAAAUGUGGAAGGGGUGAAGGAAAAAAAAUUCUACACAACUUGAGAAGAAAAAAAUUCUCUAUCAUCAGAUAAAAACUGGUGCUUUAACACUAUAAAGUACAUUCAGAACUAUUGUAAAUGAAUGGUAAUGAACAAAAAUAACAGAACAUUUAGGAAACAGCAUUAUUCCUCUCUCUAUUUUUAUUCUUCUUCUAUUUGUAUUGAGUGGGGGGGAGAGGUUCCGAUUCCUUAAGGUUGUGACACAAAAGGCAUUUUGGUUCAACUUUUAGAAAAAGAAAACAAAUCAAACCUGUACUGUCAAGCCUAAGAAACUCUUCAGAUAACUUACCCAUGCACUGCCCAAAACUCACCAGCAAAAAAACAAAAUAUCCCUCCCAAUUUAACUGAUUUUUUUACCACAUAACAUGUUGGCAUGAAUACAUGACAAGGUCCUUCCUGUUCUGCGGGUGGUGCUUCACAUCCAGAAAUCUUUCAGUUCCCAUGAUCAUCUUGAUUUGUUUCUGAAUCUUGAGCUGGAUAAAAUUCAGCAGAUUGUGUUGAGACCCACAUGUGAUGGUUAGACCUUGUGUCUCCUGCACGGAUAGCAGAAAUAGAAAAGGGGCAAAAAUAUGAGGUCCAAACCAUUCAUGAAGCAGACAACAAGGUGAGCCUCUCCCCUGGUCCACCCCCCUCCUCUGUAAAUGACUCUUAUAGUGCUUGUGCUGUAGUGUAUAGUUUCCCAGCAGUUAAAGGUUGUCCCUUAAAAGUGCCUUUUGUUCACAGACUCCAUUUUGUAAUCCAGAUCGCCCCUUUUUUUCUGAAAUGGCUCAAGGUAGAAAGUUGCCCCUGAGCGCUGCAAGGAGGCAAAAGGUCGCCGCCCAUUCGGCGCUCUGGGACAACCUUCUCUUCCUCCGCCUUUGAAAUGAAUCCCUUCCAUUGUACCUCCCCUAUAUCCUCUCUUCCUUUUCAAAGCCGUAUAUAUAUAUAUAUAUAUAUACAUAUAUAUAUAUAGUACAAAAGGAAACUGGUGUGAAUUAGUUCUUUACUUUUUAUUGAUAAAUGAUGACAAAAAAAAUUUUUGAAAAGGCAAAAAAACUUGUUCUCGUUCAGCUCUUGCUUUUCUCUUCCCCUCUGUCUCCACUGUCUGUUUUCUCUUAGACACUGGAGUAGUCUGUAACUGUGUGUCCGUCACUCUCCGUCUCGCUCUCUCUCUCUCUCUCUCUCUCUCCUGCCCUCUCUGCUGUUGGGAGAGUGAAAAAAAAUUGCCGAAAAAGUUUUGUCUGAGCAGAAUGCAGUUAGCUCACAUGUUAUUCUUGUCUGUAUGCUUCACAUUGUAUUACCAUACCCAUCUUCUUCAGCUUCUCCAUUCAACAGCUAAUGUAAGUGAACAAAUUACGCUGACGGGCUUUUGGGGGUGUCCUUGGGUGGGUUAGGAAGGGAUGACAGGGGUUCAGGGGUUUGGGUUUACGGAGAAGAUUUAACGGGGUCAAGAGGGCUGGAUGAACUGCUUUGGGCUGUUGGAAAGGGGCUGCUUUGACUAGGAUAAGAGUUUGCUCUUUUGUUUUAGCUAUUUAUUUUUGGCUUUGUUUUAUCCACCCUCCUCCUUUUUUUUUUUUGUUUUCUUUUAAUUUGGAUUUCUUGUUAUGCUGUCAGGGUAUGCUGUCGUUUAGGCUCUCUUUGAGGAUGCCUUGGACUGUAAAUGAAAGCUACAAGCACCUUAUAACCGGACUUGUCCUGCACGAGGCUGAAAGAGGGGGGUUGCAUUUCCAGGACAUAUCCCACAUUCAUUCACACCAAUCUUUCAAAGUCAAGUAUUAUUGUUCGUGGUGGGCUUCACACAGUGAAACCCUCAGCAGUAUUAGCCAUUUACAACAUACCAACCAGAUCGAUUAAAAGCCAGCGUGAACCUGAUCUCUCACAUUUUUGAGGAUUCAGGGAAGUCCCUCCAUUUUCUCCUCUGACCACCUCAUGCUGGACUGUUCCGUGUCUUUGUUCUGUUGUUUAGUUUGUUCUUUAUCUUCUUAAGCGUGUAUGGUUAUUGGUGUAAUAGGCAGCACCUUAGGCCCCCUGACUCCCAGCUCUUUACGCCUCUGUCUACGCCCUCAGUGCAGCACCACUUCUUUGUGAGAACACCCCCAGAGCUCUAGGUGAAAUGCAUGUGUUAAUUACAGUUUCUUUUCCAUAAGAAGAAAAACACAGUUUGAGAAGAGCAGCACCUGAUUGAAUAAAAAGGAUGUUCUUGACUGUA
Messenger RNA from Scatophagus argus, 7287 nucleotides. RefSeq names its product nuclear factor I/Xa (gene nfixa). Gene Ontology annotation, cellular component: nucleus. NCBI's taxonomy places the organism in Eukaryota, Metazoa, Chordata, Actinopteri, Scatophagidae. The record is from RefSeq and is a predicted model, not a curated record. The transcript has 13 exons. Gene Ontology annotation, molecular function: RNA polymerase II cis-regulatory region sequence-specific DNA binding; DNA-binding transcription factor activity, RNA polymerase II-specific. The coding region runs from base 859 to 2445 and encodes 528 amino acids. Gene Ontology annotation, biological process: regulation of transcription by RNA polymerase II.